GGAAUAUGUCCGACUUGGGUCAACUAAAAAGUAGAUUACAUAAUUGAAAACGAUAUAUCUACUUCAGAAAGACACUGCAUUGUAAUUAUGAGGUUGCUGCAAACUCUACGGGAAAAUCUUUUCAAAAGACCCAGUUGGACGGGCAAUAAAUUUUUAUAGUUUAUCGGAAAACUAAUUUGAGACAAAGUGCAUGGAUUAUUCACAUGUGGAAUCUCUGCCAAACUUUUUCCUUUCAAUCACUAUUAAUUUUUCAUCAAAGGGAAAUCCGGCUACUUAAAGCACUAGACAGGGGACAUCGUGUCACACGAGUCAUGGAAGCGUACGAGAAAUCAGAUCGCGCCGAAUUGCCGAAACACCUUCGGACCGACGGAGUUAAGUGGCUCUUCGUACCCGUCAAAGUCAUACUGGACGCUUUGAGCGUGUGGCCGGAACGACAAAAUAAAAUUACGCUCACAUUGAGUCUAGCGGUUAUCAUCAGUUACCUGUACAUAUUCACAGCCCAGAUCAGCUUCAUUUUGGAUAAGAACACGGAUCUGUCCACCGCCGCCGAUGCUAUUGCCGGAGUCAUUGCCGCAAUUGAAACCGCAGGUCGCCGAAUUAUAAGCAUAUUUUUGGCGAAGAAAAUCGCCAAAAUUUUAUUGACGGUGUACUUCGAGUUUUGGCCCUCCGACUUGGUGACUCCCGAACUGAGCAGGCUCUUAACGCGAAGAAGUUGGAUUCUACUGGUAGCAGUCGCGUGCUACACGUCCUCGGCACUCUUUUGGUCCUCGCAGUGUUUGACGGUGCCGUUUCAACUGCGCGACACUCCGCUGCCGUCCAAAUUCACCUUCCCAUACUUAAGCAGUCCAUUUUACGAGAUGGUCUACAUCUGGGAGGGCGUUUUGAGCGUCGAAUUGGCCAUUAACAUUUGCAGCUUCGACUGGUUCUUCAUGAGUGUAAUUUGGUCGUGCACCGCCCAGUUUCGCCUCCUGCGGGAAUACCUGAAGGCGAAUUUUGUAAAGGCCGAAGCAAGCGGGCAGGCUUGGGAGUUGAUGGUGAAGUGUAUCAAACACCAUCAGCUGCUAAUCGAAACCACGAAGAACAUAGAAGGAAUGCUCACGGUAUUUAUUUUGAUCGUUUACCUUGGCACUGUUGGUACGGUCUGUCUGUCCGGAUUCCUUCUGACUAUCGUUCGAACCGAGUUUGGAAGACCGUUGACUUAUUUCUGCGGCCAUAUGAGUCAAAUAUUUCUGUACUGCUUCAUUGGUAAUGAACUUAGUAGAGAGAGCCUGGCGCUGGCGGAUUCAGUCUACGAGUGCGGUUGGCAUCUGACGGCGUACGAUCGCCGAGUUCGCAAAUCGCUCAUCUUAAUUAUGGCAAGAGCUCAACGUCCCAUCACGAUCACCCUUGGAGGCUUUGGAGUUUUGAGUCUAGGAAGUUACAUGAAGCUGCUGAAAUUCUGUUUUUCCGUAUACACGCUUCUCAGUACCAUGAUGGCCAAGCAACGAAACACGCUCUGAAGAACACACUUACCCCCC
Molecule: messenger RNA, 1517 nt
Organism: Photinus pyralis (common eastern firefly)
Lineage: Eukaryota; Metazoa; Arthropoda; Insecta; Coleoptera; Lampyridae
Product: odorant receptor Or2-like
Exons: 5
Coding region: 204-1499 (431 amino acids)
Biological process (GO): detection of chemical stimulus involved in sensory perception of smell; sensory perception of smell
Cellular component (GO): plasma membrane
Molecular function (GO): odorant binding; olfactory receptor activity
Source: RefSeq, a predicted model, not a curated record